Osmerus eperlanus (European smelt) is the source of this 2111-nucleotide messenger RNA. RefSeq names its product tripartite motif containing 69 (gene trim69). Gene Ontology annotation, molecular function: ubiquitin protein ligase activity; zinc ion binding; protein binding. Gene Ontology annotation, cellular component: cytoplasm. Gene Ontology annotation, biological process: protein ubiquitination. NCBI's taxonomy places the organism in Eukaryota, Metazoa, Chordata, Actinopteri, Osmeriformes, Osmeridae. The transcript is spliced from 6 exons. Bases 15 to 1769 code for a protein of 584 amino acids. The record is from RefSeq and is a predicted model, not a curated record.
AACAGGAAGACUGGAUGAGGCCAGAGAGGGAAGCCAAACGCACUGCUGGAGAAGAAGGAGCUCAAACAGCUGCAGACAGAGGACAAAGAAAGAACCAGAACACAGGAGGAAUGAACAAGGCCCAGGAAAAGGUGAAAAAUCUCCAGUCCACGUACACACUAAACUUAGAACGGAGAUUCAAGCAGGAAGCUACACCGGAGAAGAAAAACUCCAAGACAAAGGAAGACAUUUCAAAGCCAACCGCCAAGGAGAAGCAGAGGCCGUCGAAUAUGACCGCUCAGGUAUCCAAAAGCUCAGCGCAGAGGCUCAGCAGAGACCUGACCUGCUCCAUCUGUCUGGACCUCUUCAAGCAGCCUGUCUCCCUGCCCUGCGACCACACAUUCUGCCAGGGAUGCAUUGCUGGCUACUGGGCUGGCCCCAGAGGCUCCGGCCAGGGAGGGACAGGUUCCUGCCCCCAGUGCAGGAAGGUGUUCCUUGGCCAGAGCUACAGGCCCAAUCGAAUCGUGGCCAAUAUCGUGGAGAGCUACUGCCAGGGGCUGGAGGAAAGCGAGGCCAGUGCCGGGGUCGGGGGUCGGCUGGGCAACGUGGAGGGCGCGGAGAAGCCCGCCGCCCGCCCGCUCUGCGUGCGGCACAAGGAGGAGCUGAAGCUGUACUGUGAGGAGGAUCAGGAGCUGGUGUGCCUGGUGUGUGGGCUCUCACAAGAGCACAGGAACCACAACCUGGUCUGUGUCCUGGAGGCACAGCAGAGGCACAGGGUGUCUCUGAACAGCUCCAUGGACUCCCUGAAGGCAGAGCUGAACACAGCCCUGCAGUGCGAGCGCGAGGCGGAGGACGAGGUGAAGAAGCUCAAGGAGCACACGGCCGACCUGAAGCAGCGCAUCGAGGCCCAGUUCAGCGACCUGCACACCUUCCUGUACCAGGAGGAGAAGCUGGUGCAGGUGAAGCUGAAGACGGAGGAGAGGCGCGAGCUGAUCCGAUUGGACGAGCACAAGGCGCUGCUGUGCGUGGAGGUCUGCCGCCUGCAGAGGGCUCUGCACGACAUCGAGGACAAGCUGAGGGAACAGGACCCCUUCUCCCUGCUCCGGAACAUUAAGACCCUUCUGCAGAGGCCGUCCCUGAAGUUUGAGAAGCCCGUGCUCACCGCGCCCAGCCUGUGCGAGGGCCGCUUUGCAGGGCCCCUGCAGUAUCGCGUGUGGAAAUCCCUGAAAGGAAGCAUCUAUCCAGUUCCUGCAGCCAUCACCUUCAACUCCAGCACAGCCAACCCCUGGCUGAGCCUCACCUCCUCCCUCACCUGUGUCCGCUACCAAAGCUUCAACCACUCCGUUCAGGACAACCCCCACAGGUUCAACGCCGCCCUGUCGCUGCUGGCCAGUCAGGGUUUCACCCAUGGACGCCACUACUGGGAGGUCGAGGUGUACAGCAGCACCGUGUGGACCGUCGGGGUGGCCCGGGAGUCGGUGUCCAGGAAGGGAGUCAUCAAGGCCCUGCCGGCUAACGGCUUCUGGACUCUGUCCCUGUCCUAUGGGAUCCAGUACAGGGCUGGGACCGCCCCCCCCACCGUGCUGUCCCUGGAGGAGCCCCUGGCCAGGAUCGGGGUCUACCUGGACUACAAGAGGGGUCUGGUGUCCUUUUACAAUGCAGAGACCAUGACACAUCUGUACACCUUCAGGGAGGUGUUCACAGAAACGCUGUACCCUUACUUCAACCUCGGAUUUCUGGAUAAAGUCCAUGAAAACGAGCCUCUGAAAGUUUUCCUCCCCAAGAUCUGACUGGGGCUGGCUAGCUCCCACCGCGCACUCACAGACUGACAAUGCCUGAGGCCUACUGAAAUUUCAGUUCAAGUUUCAUUUGAAAGGCUUGAUGUCCUCCUGCCCUCAUCUCUAUGAUGUUUUGAGAUACAGUAGAAGAGAAGAUCUACUAUCAAAACAGAGAGAAAAAUGCUUAAACCGGUAUCCAAAUAAUAUGUAAAAAAGCCAGAAUUUUCUUAAUGACGUCACACAGCACUGCAGGACUGUUUUGUUUUGGCAUAAAUAGAAUAAUACAUGUCAGGGUUUCCCGCAGAAAAUGUGUCAGUUAAGGUGGUAGGAUGGAGUUUGCCAUCAGACCGGGGG